AUGAAACGGCUUAAAAUUGGUAUUAGACCCCAAUUAAUUAUAUUGGUGUGUUUUUCAUCGUUGUUUUCCCUUUUAAUAUUGGGAAUAGUAACAGGAGUAUAUUUCAGUUCAAAUUUAAGUGAUUUGCGGGCAGAAAGAUUAGAGGUUAUAUCACAAUUGAAGACCACACAAGUUAAACAAUCAGUGGAAUAUGUUUUUUAUCAAGUAUAUUGGCUAACGACUAAAGAAGACAUAUAUGCACCCCUUUCAUCUUAUAGGGCAGGUAAUAAUACCAAAUCAAUAUUUGCUGGAUCGACUGUUGCCUUGGAUCAGUUUCUUGCAUCAUCGGAAUUGUUUUCGGCAGCUAAGCUAUAUAAUUUAGAUCUUGAUGUCAUGUCCGAAAGUUUUAAUAAUGUUUCCAUAGUAUCAAACUCAACCAUGGAUAAUUUAUUUCCAUUGGAUAAACCAGAUACGAAGCAACACUUUUCUUCAACUGGAAAUCUUGAUGAAACUAGGUAUAUCUCCGGACCUCAAAGUAAUUCGACGGAUCCUGAUAGUGCAUAUUUUAUGGGAAUAACUUUGCCUGUGUAUGCCAACAGUUCCAUACUUUUAACAGAACCAUUAAUUGCAGGUUAUAUGACUAUUAUAGCUAAUGCAAAAAAUAUACAAAUUGCAAUAAAUGAUACAAAUACGAAUGAUGGAACAGGGGAUUAUACAGUGGCAUUAAUACGACCUACGUUUGCAAAUUCAUCCUCAUCAGACCCAAUCGGCUUCCAAACUAUUUUUCCUGUGAAUAGGGAUGGUUUAUUGCCGAAUCGUAAUUACAGUAUUGAUUCGGCUCCACUGGUAGAAGAAGCAUUGCUGAAAAGUGCAGGCUCUUCUACUAAGGUUAAAUCUUAUAAUGGAAAAUCUGUAGCUAUUGGCUAUACACAAAUACAGUUAGAUCCCCAAUCAUAUUGGACAGUCAUAGUUGAACAACCAAGAUCGGAGUUCUUAACGCCUGUUAUAAAACUAAGAAAUAUCAUUAUAGGAGUUGUAAUAGGGACUGGGGUUUUUAUGUGCCUCAUAACGUUUCCCUUAGCAGUAUGGUUUGUGAGGCCCAUUACUAAGUUGAAAGAAGCGACCGAAUCCAUUACUAGGUCUAAGAAAAAGAAAAAUGUCAAUGAAAGAGGAUUAACAGAUAGUCCUUCUGUUCCACCUUCUUAUUCAGCAAUACAUCCAAAUAGUGGCGCGUCAAGUAAACGAAAUAGUGUUAUUUCGGACGUCACAAAUACCUCAUCCGUUUACUCUACGGCCAUUAGAUUACCCACAAAGAUAUCCAAUUCCAAGAAAUUUUUCAAAGAUGAAUUAACAGAAUUGUCAGAAGCAUUUAACAUAAUGACAGAAGAGUUAGAUAAGCAGUAUACCCAUUUAGAGGAUAGAGUUAAAAUUAGAACAAGAGAAUUAGAGGCACUGAAGAUAGAAGCAGAAUCUGCGAAUGAAGCAAAGACAGUUUUUAUAGCUAAUAUCUCACAUGAAUUAAGGACACCGUUAAAUGGUAUAUUAGGAAUGACGGCCAUCGCAAUGGACGAAAAUGAUCACACAAGAAUACAAGAAUCCUUAAGAUUGAUUUACCGAUCUGGUGAAUUAUUGUUGCAUAUUUUGACUGAGCUAUUGACAUAUUCCAAAAAUACUUUGAAUAGAUCAAAAUUAGAGAAAUCCAAUUUCCAAAUUUUAGAAGUCGUUUAUCAAGUGCAGUCUAUUUUCAGCAAAUUAGCAAUGGAUCAGAGGGUUAAUCUUAACAUUUUGUUGAAACCUGAUAUAAUUCGAAAAUUAGUUCUAUAUGGUGAUUCAAAUAGAAUUAUUCAAAUAGUUAUGAAUCUAGUUUCUAACAGUUUGAAGUUUACACCAGUUGAUGGUACAGUUGAUGUUUCCUUUAAACUUUUAGGUGAAUAUGACCAAAUUAAUUCAGAAAAAGAACAGCAUAAGAAAGUUCUUAUUUUGAGAAACACAAAAAAGUUUACAGAUGACGACCCAGGGAUGACUAAAAGAGCUAAUACCGAUAAUGAUAUUGUAAACCCCGAUACAUCUGACGAAUACAAAGAGAAAUACUCGAGUAAUAAGUCAUCUACUUUUUCGGGCAGGGAUAAAACUUUUGACACAAACAAUGAUAGUUCAAGUAUAUUGACUUUAUCGACUGCUGAAUAUGAAAACACGAUUUUCAAUGCCCAAUUCAAGCAAAAUAUAGUACCCAAUCAACGAGGAUUAUCUAGUAUCUCAACUAAAUCUAAUUUUGAAGAUAACACGCGUCAUGAACUGACAAUCCAAGAUAUUGAUGAUGUUCGUUUGGCAAAUAGAAAUGAAGCUGUUGGUGUUAAUGCAUUCAAUGAAGAAUCCAGCAUAGAAUCUUCCAAAAUUGAUGGUCAUUCAAGAAGUUACAUGACAGCCAUCUCGCGGAACGUAACGGGGGAGCUGCCUCAUCAGAACGCAAGUAUUAGUUCGAGCUUUUCUACUGAUGAAGUUAUCAAAGAAGAUAAAGUUUAUAAAAUUAAAAAGCUAUAUGAACCUAAAACUUGGGCCAUUCAAAUAGAGGUUGCUGAUACAGGACCAGGAAUUGAACCUGCUAUGCAAGAAAAAGUUUUUGAUCCAUUCAUUCAAGGAGACCAAACAUUAUCAAGAAGUUAUGGAGGUACCGGUUUAGGUUUAUCUAUUUGUAGGCAAUUAGCAGAAAUGAUGAAUGGGACUUUAACCUUAAAGUCCACUGUAGGCUUAGGGUCGACAUUCACAUUUAUUGUUCCAUUGCCUCAAAGUGGAGAAAUAAUAGUAGAUGAAGAAGAUAUGGCACAGUUCUGUGAAGAUGAGUUUAACCCUAAAUCUAGAGUUAAUAGAAAGGUUGCAUUUGAUAUUGAACAAGAAAAUGAUAAUUUUAAUACUACGAAUACAUCAAGUCUGUCUUCUAAUGCAGUAAACCUGGCUAAAGGAAAUGGUUAUGACAAUUCUUGUAAUAGUGAUUAUUUUCUGGGUAUUAAGGAAGGUAUAGAAGUUAAAUAUCAAAGAGGAAAUUCUCUUGAUACUACUGAAAAUCAAUCCGGCCCAGAUAAUGAAGGCGAUACAAAUAAUCAAACAUUAAACAGGAAUAGUAUGAAUUUCAUUAAUGGCAGUUCAAGCGGGACCACUACGCCUAAUCCUAAUAAGAAAAGAAAUUUGGAAGUACCAGGGAUGAAUGAAUUUGAAAAACCACAUUUAUUCACAAAAACGUCCACAGGAACAGCGAGCUCUCUGGGAAUUGAAAGGACCAUAAGCUCAAAUAGCAUUGUGGACGAAUUAUCUGAUUUAAGAAUUUUAGUUGCUGAAGAUAACUUAGUCAAUCAGGAAGUUAUCAGAAGGAUGUUAAAAUUAGAAGGUUUCUCAAACGUUACGAUGGCUUGUAAUGGUGCUGAGGCAAUCGAACUAGUAAAAGAAACUGAUCAAGAAUCCUGCUCAUUCGAUCUCAUUCUAAUGGACGUUCAAAUGCCAAAAAUUGAUGGCUUGUUGGCAACAAAGAGAAUUAGAAAUGAUUUACUGUAUGACAAUCCAAUUAUAGCUUUGACUGCCUUUGCGGAUGAAGCAAAUGUCAAAGAAUGUCUAAAUUGUGGAAUGUCGGGAUUCUUGGCCAAACCAAUCCGCAGGUCGAAUUUAAGAAAAGUUAUAACUGAAUUCUGUCCUUCCUUUCAGCCAAAUGGUGCUAAAGCAUAA
Debaryomyces fabryi is the source of this 3693-nucleotide messenger RNA. RefSeq names its product Sln1p (gene SLN1). Gene Ontology annotation, molecular function: phosphorelay sensor kinase activity; histidine phosphotransfer kinase activity. The record is from RefSeq and is a predicted model, not a curated record. Gene Ontology annotation, biological process: protein autophosphorylation; phosphorelay signal transduction system. The transcript has a single exon. Lineage: Eukaryota; Fungi; Ascomycota; Pichiomycetes; Serinales; Debaryomycetaceae. The coding region runs from base 1 to 3693 and encodes 1230 amino acids.